GAGAGAGAGAGAGAGAGAGAGAGAGAGAUUCCUUUUACGGUUUGAAUUCAGCAAUCAGGUGUUUGAAUUGAGGAUUUUAGUUGAUAUUGAAGUCAUCGUAAUUCCUUUUACCAUUUAUUGUUUGUCCAAUGACGAGGAAUUGAUAUUUCUUCAGCAAUCCAGCGUUCUUCGUUAAGAUGAGCAACAUGACAAGUGAAAGUGAGGAGAGAAUAAUGUCCAUGGAUUGCAUAAAUUCACUGAAUGAUGAAGCCAGCAGUGAAAGAAACAGGAUAGGAAAUGGGACACUGAAAAAAGGUCCAUGGACAUCUGCUGAAGAUGCAAUUUUGGUGGAUUAUGUGAACAAAAAUGGAGAGGGGAAUUCAGAAGCACUCUGGGCUUUCUCGUUGUGGUAAAAGCUGUCGUUUAAAGUGGGCAAAUAACUUAAGACCUGAUCUCAAAAAAGUUGCAUUUACACCAGAAGAGGAACGCCGGAUCAUUGAACUCCAUGCUAAAAUGGGGAACAAAUGGGCACACAUGGCUGUUGAGUUACCCGGGCGUACAGAUAACGAAAUCAAGAAUUUCUGGAACACAAGAACCAAAGUGACGACAGUGUGCAGGUUUACCAAUUUACCCUCCAAACACUAA
Messenger RNA from Lactuca virosa, 624 nucleotides. The record is from the annotation of a GenBank genome assembly. NCBI's taxonomy places the organism in Eukaryota, Viridiplantae, Streptophyta, Magnoliopsida, Asterales, Asteraceae.